AUGGAUCCUUUAGGAGACCAAAGUGGUCUGCGCCAAUUUAUCGGCAAGUCGCCGGUCAAAGCCCUGAAUUUGAUACGCUGUGGGGCUCAUGAGGAGGCAUUAGCUACUGUGCUAAGCUGGCCAGCUGCGCUGGAAGUGCUCCAUUAUGACGUCGAGCAAGGGGAGUGGGAUGGCUUCAUUGAUGAGCCUGAUAGACGCUGGACAUGCGCUGCUUUUGUGCGAACGUUGCAGCCACAAAAGGGGUCCCUAAAGGAAUUGACCCUUACCCGGCCUUGGCUUGUUCAUGAAGGAUUGUUCAACGGACCACGCAUUCACCUAAGAGAUUUCACAGCUCUAACUACGUUACGUAUUUAUCAUGUCUUUUUAUGCGGAGAAGAUGAUCCUCUCGAGGCCUGGAGAAGUCUUCCUCGUAGCUUAGAGGAGCUAGAGAUAUUUUAUGAUGACUCGGAUCUCACUACCUUUGAAGAAGACGAGUUUCUGUCGGGCCUGCUGGUGCAUAAAGAGGAACAUUUACCCCAUCUACGGAGAAUAUCUAUCGCGUCGCCCGAAAUUAUAUGGGACACUGAAACGCAAGAGUGCAAGCCUGCCGGACGAUGGUCACCACCGCCUCCUCUGGCGCACGCGCUUGAAAUAGCAGGUCUGACUUUGGAUGUUCAGUUGGGUAUUGACACGUCAGCAUUUUGA
Messenger RNA from Penicillium longicatenatum, 684 nucleotides. RefSeq lists its product as uncharacterized. Lineage: Eukaryota; Fungi; Ascomycota; Eurotiomycetes; Eurotiales; Aspergillaceae. The record is from RefSeq and is a predicted model, not a curated record. The transcript has a single exon. The coding region runs from base 1 to 684 and encodes 227 amino acids.